AUGCAGUCACUCGCGGAUGCAUUGAAGGACAUGCAGAAGCAGUCGCUACUGACUCGGGAUGUUGCUGAGAAACUGUAUGCUUACGGCAUUGAGACUAUGCAGCGGUGUCUAGAUCAGCCUGGAGCCGUUGGUAGCACGGUGCGGAUGGAAGCUGUGGGGCGAAUUGCCGGGUUUCGAGGUCAUCGUUCGAACUGGGUUGUCUGGGCCAAUGUGCCCAUGAUCCACGCUCGAAUUACGAAGAGCGACCAACAGUCUUUGGUUAAGAUCUCGUUGCGGCCAGCUCUCCGACUCAUCUUACGAAAAGUACCUGCCCAAGCAACUGGCAACAAGAAAGAGUAA
Messenger RNA from Gregarina niphandrodes, 339 nucleotides. RefSeq lists its product as hypothetical. Bases 1 to 339 code for a protein of 112 amino acids. The record is from RefSeq and is a predicted model, not a curated record. The transcript has 2 exons. Lineage: Eukaryota; Apicomplexa; Conoidasida; Eugregarinorida; Gregarinidae.